Molecule: messenger RNA, 1247 nt
Organism: Sesamum indicum (sesame)
Lineage: Eukaryota; Viridiplantae; Streptophyta; Magnoliopsida; Lamiales; Pedaliaceae
Gene: MYB60
Product: myb domain protein 60
Biological process (GO): response to auxin
Source: RefSeq, a predicted model, not a curated record
UAUAUAGAGAGCUCUUCAUCACUUCUCUCCUCUCUCCCCACCUACCCCCUCCCUCCCCCCCAAAUCAAGAAACAAGAAAAUGGGAAGACCUCCAUGUUGUGAUAAAGUUGGUAUCAAGAAAGGCCCAUGGACUCCUGAGGAAGAUAUCAUUUUGGUCUCCUAUAUUCAAGAACAUGGCCCCGGAAACUGGAGGGCGGUACCGACAAACACCGGGUUGAUGAGGUGCAGCAAGAGUUGCAGGCUCAGGUGGACUAAUUACCUGAGACCUGGGAUCAAGAGGGGAAACUUCACCCCACAUGAAGAAGGGAUGAUCAUCCAUCUCCAAGCUUUGUUGGGCAACAAAUGGGCUGCUAUAGCAACAUACCUCCCACAAAGAACAGACAAUGACAUCAAGAACUAUUGGAACACUCACUUGAAGAAGAAGCUCAAGAAGUUGCAAUCAGGUAGUUUGCAACCCCAGACAGCAUCUGAUUCAACAGCCCAUUACCAUCAGUUCUUGUCCAAGAGCUACGGUGAUCAGAGGGCCAUGAAUGAGAACAGCAAGCACCAAUCAGGCCACGGCAUGCUGAGUGAAAAUUCGUCGGUCUACGCCUCCAGCGCUGAGAACAUAUCAAGACUCCUGGAGGGGUGGAUGAGAUCAUCCCCUAACACUGCUAACACUUCCUACAUGAACGAAAAUCGCGACAGAUUCUAUCGCGAUUUUGGGAAAAUCGUUCCGUCUGAGCUAUGCAACGAUGGCUCCGGCUCAUCGGUACAGUGCUACAGGCCACAGCAGCUUGAUCAGCAUGACGGUGCAAAUGGGAUUAAUCCAGCUGAUCAUGACUUGGAGUGCAUCUUGUCUUUUGAUGAUCACAAAUUGACUAGCAUGGCCUGUGACAAAUCUUCGUGUGACUCUAGCCAGAAGGGCUCCGAGAGCAGCUGUGGGCUACUUGAUCAUCAUGAUGAUCAUGAUCAGCAUAAUAAGGCGAAAAUCGACAACAAUAAUCCUCCAUUAUCAUUUCUUGAGAAGUGGUUGCUGGAUGAAAGUGCAGGUCAAGUUGAAGGAGUGAUGGAAAUCCCACCAAUAUUCUAGUGAGUUUUUUUUAAAAAAAAAAAAAAAAAAAAUUAAUCUUGUUCUAGGGUUCCAAAAAGUUGGAUUCUCUACUACUUAAUUUUUCUUAUAUUUUUUGCUUUUUGGGCUCUUGGCUUAACAAUUGUAACCUUGAUUAAUUAGGAAUUUUCACUUCGAAUAACGUACUUUUCUUUAA